Molecule: messenger RNA, 1056 nt
Organism: Salvia splendens (bonfire salvia)
Lineage: Eukaryota; Viridiplantae; Streptophyta; Magnoliopsida; Lamiales; Lamiaceae
Exons: 4
Coding region: 476-886 (136 amino acids)
Source: RefSeq, a predicted model, not a curated record
UAGAGCAAGAGCUCGCAUUCCACCGCAACUUCUGCAUUUAUUUCUUUCUACCGAUUCAUUCAUCUGCAUUUACUCAUCCUCUUCAGCUAAGCAACAAUUACUCUUCAAUUUACCAUCCUCAACUAGAAUCACUGUAGCAACGGCCCAUGACAACGAACGCACAUGAGAUUUUUCAGCUAAAUUAUGUUAUUUUAUUUGAUUUCCAUAUGUUCCGAUCGUCUAUUUAAUUUAUUGUAUUGUGCAUCUCAGUAUUUUAUGUUUGUAUAUAUGCGUGCAUUUGGGGAUUGCAGCAAUUUUUUAUUUUGUUAUCUCCUCGGAUUUUCGGGUUGGAUUUCUGAAUUUUAGAAACGGUGACGAAACACUGCUGCUGAGGAUAUUUCCAUUCAUUUUCCUUUUUUCACAAUUUCUCCCCAUCUAGCUUAAGUACACUUUUGGAUUUUGAGAGAGAAAUUGAAAGCCAUUUACUCCUGUAAUAAUGAGGAAUUUGGGCUUCUUGUUCAUGCUGUUGUUGAAUGGAGCAGCUGCUUCUUUGUACCUUAGUUUUCCCAGUAAAGGAAAAACUAUCGUUAAUCCAGGUAUUGUUUCAAUAGGCAGCAUGAAUGUCAUGGCUUUGACGACGAAAAGAAGGAAGGUCGAGCAGCAAGGCAUAGAUCAUCCUAGCAAAGUGGCAGACGUUGAGGGCAGUUCUCAUUUGGAAGACUACUGCCCUAUCGAUCCAAUUCCAAGCUCAACAACUUCCAUAAGGCAUGGUCCCAUCCAGCACGGCACUCCUCUGAUGCCUUACAUUCCCGAGCCUUCCCCUCCUCCCAGUGAAACGAAGCAUGAAAAUCAUAAGUCACACCUAUAUGCAGCCUGCAGGGGUGGGCGAAAAAACCAAAUUUUAUGAGAUUUCGAAAAGACAACAUUAUCAAUCAUAGUCGCAUCGCAUGGGUGGUGGACGAAGGCUAAAUUUUCAAAAAUAAAAUUCUUAUUAGCUAAUUGACCUGAUGAUUUGGAGAUAAAAUGAGUUACCUGGUGGGUGUUUUAAACCCCCUAGUCUCCAUAAAUGUAUGGAAA